ACAAAGGAAGUGUGUUCUGUUUCUUAGUAAAAUAACUUGUUUGUUUGAGUUUUGUAUUUAAUGGCAGUCGUCGUCUCCGUUCAUCGUCUUUCCGCAACCCACUUGAUCUCUGAAAACUCUAAACCUCCUAAACUUCACUUGAAAUUCAAUACGCCUCGCCUGAGCUUUCAUCAUUUUCCUCAGACAAACAAGCACCAGCUCCGUUGCUUAUCUGCGAAAUCGACACCUUCGAGUCCAGACCCUGACUCUCCUCAAGAUGGUGAAGAGCAGGAGAGUGUGGGAGUCAAAGCAGCUUUAGCAAUGCUGAGAUUCUACAAGAGGGAGAUAUCGCCGGUGUUACCUAGAAGCUGCCGUUACGUUCCAACUUGCAGCGAGUACUCUAUGGAAGCUUACAAAAAAUAUGGAGUUCUCAAAGGCACUGUUCUCACCACUUGGCGUCUCUGCCGCUGCAAUCCUCUUGGUGGAUCUGGAUUCGAUCCUCCAAGAUGGUUUGGUGAGAGUGUGAUCACUCCCCAGGCAGAAGAAGAAGAAGAUAGCUAUAGCAAUGAGGAUGAAAGAGAGAUUUGAAUGAAAUAUAAAAGAACAAUAGAAGUUGUAAACUUUGAGAAGAGCUAGCAUAGUUUGUUGUAACUACGAGAGAAUAAGAAUUACAACAUUUGUAAUCAAAAAUAUUUGAUCUUUUGGAGCGAUUCAUUGAGUAGACAAA
Brassica napus (rape) is the source of this 706-nucleotide messenger RNA. Its product is annotated as UPF0161 protein At3g09310. The transcript is spliced from 3 exons. Lineage: Eukaryota; Viridiplantae; Streptophyta; Magnoliopsida; Brassicales; Brassicaceae. The coding region runs from base 61 to 567 and encodes 168 amino acids. The record is from RefSeq and is a predicted model, not a curated record.